Messenger RNA from Dermatophagoides pteronyssinus (European house dust mite), 1826 nucleotides. It is a transcript of the gene Flo2, whose product is annotated as flotillin-2. NCBI's taxonomy places the organism in Eukaryota, Metazoa, Arthropoda, Arachnida, Sarcoptiformes, Pyroglyphidae. Gene Ontology annotation, molecular function: protease binding. The record is from RefSeq and is a predicted model, not a curated record. Gene Ontology annotation, biological process: protein localization to plasma membrane; regulation of myoblast differentiation. Gene Ontology annotation, cellular component: cytoplasmic vesicle; plasma membrane; flotillin complex.
UUUCAUCAAAUGUCUUCAAAAAAAAAAUUGAUUAAUUAAUUUCCUUUUUUUUUCAUUAAAUCUUCCAGAUUGAUCAAAUUAACCAACAAAAAAACAAACGCACAACUCAUAUAUCUUUUGUCCAAACUAAAUAACUCCCAUCAAUACUAUCAUUAUCAUCGAAUGAAUCAAUGAUCGAAUGAAUAAAUGAAUAAUGGGUAAUAUCAAUACGGUUGGACCGAAUGAAGCAUUAAUUGUAUCAGGUGGAUGUUGUAGACCGACGAAAAAAAAUUAUGUUGUUGGUGGAUGGUCAUGGUCCUGGUGGCUAUUAUCCAAUGUUCAAACAAUAAGUUUAGAAGUAAUGACAUUAAUGCCUAAAUGUGAAAAUGUUGAAACAUCUGAAGGUGUACAAUUAACUGUUUCAGGUGUUGCACAAUGUAAAAUUAAAAAUGAAAAAGAACAAUUAUCGAUUGCUUGUGAACAAUUUUUAGGUAAAAAUGUUGAUUAUAUUAAAGGUAUUCUACAACAAACAUUGGAAGGAAAUCUGCGUUCAAUUCUUGGUACAAUGACUGUUGAAGAAAUUUAUCGUGAAAGAGAUCAAUUUGCAUCAUUAGUACGUGAAGUUGCAUCAUCUGAAUUAGAACGUAUGGGUAUUGAAAUAUUAUCAUUUACAAUCAAAGAUGUUUAUGAUAAUGUAAAUUAUCUGGAAUCAUUGGGUAAAGCAAAAAUUGCUGAAAUUAAACGUAAUGCAACGAUUGGUGUUGCAAAUGCUGAACGUGAUGCUGGCAUUAAAGAAGCAGAAUGUCAUAAAGCAGCAAUGGAUGUAAAAUAUUCGGCCGAUGCAAAAAUUGAAGAUGCUACCCGACAAUAUCUAACAGAAAAAUCAUUGUUCGAUGCUGAAGUUAAUGCUAAAAAAGUUGAAGCAAAAUUAUCAUAUGAUUUACGUUCAACAUUUCUACAACAGGAAAUAUCUAAACAACAAAAACUUGUCGAACUAAUCGAGCGACAAAAAUUGACCGAAUUACAGGUUCAGGAAAUUAUUUUAGCUGAAAAUGAUCUACAUGCUAAAGUGAAUUUAUUGGCCGAUGCUCAAUUGUAUGAAAUACAACAAUUAACUGAAGGCAAAAAACGACAAAUAUUAUUGGCUGCUGAAGCAAAUGCUGAACGUAUAAAAUUAAUUGGACAAGCAGAAUCCGAUGCUGCUGAAAUACGUGGCCGUGCUGAAGCACAUGGAAUGUUAACCAAAGCUUCUGCAUUAAAACAAUUUGGUGAAGCUGCCAUAUUAUCAUUAACGUUAGAAAAUCUACCAAAGAUUGCAGCUGAAAUAUCGGCACCAUUAUCAAAAACUGAUGAAAUUGUUUUACUUGGUGGAGAAACGGGUAAUUUAUCGAAAAUUAUUUCACAAAUUCCGCCAACUGUACAUGCAUUGACAGGUGUUGAUCUAUCAAAGGUGGAUGUUGAAUUUCCGGAUGAUGUUCGUUCUGGUUCGACUAAUCCUAUACCAUCAGCACCACCAUCACGACAGAUGCCCGAACCAAUAAAACCAUCAUCCGAACCGAUACGAAAAAAAUUGGAACCCGAAGAAGAAGUAGAAGAAGAAAAUGAUGAAAAAUCAAAAACUAAAAAAGACAGCGAAAAAAUUCUUGAUUUUAUACCCGAUGAUGCAUUCGAAGCUGCAUUUGAUGCUAUGGCAUUUGGUAAAAAAUAAAAUUUCAAUUCAAAAAUCAAUGGCGAUAUACAACUAUUUACGAAAUCUUAUAAUCUUUGAUUAAUUUUGUUUCUGUUACUGCUUCUGUUUUUGCUUAUGUUUAUUGUUUUCAUUAAUGAUUUUUUAACCCUGGUUAGAU